AUGAGUGGUGUUAAGAGAAAAAGAGAAAGUUCGAAGAGUUCCACGGCUGAAAUUCGUGUUACUUCUUUGACAGAAGAACCCGUGGCUGUUGUGGGAUCUUUCUUCAAUGGGAUGUCAAUACCUAGGGAUGCCCAAUUUGAUGUUUACCAACAUAAGAAGAAUAAUGCCUUUGCAUUGCACGGAGAAAGUGCUACGUUAGAAUACAACGGAGUUACAGCUCUGGAUGAUGAGAAUGAUUACAUUGUUGCUAUCUACGAUGCUGUUCAUAAAAGUGUUGAGUUGUAUAAAACACCAGUGAUCAACGGGGGCGUUCGUGCUAAAGCAAAGAGAGUAUACAAGGGUCCAGCUAUCAAACUGGCUGGUCUCCGUAAUAUUGAGCAAAGAAACGCAUUGGGUGAAGCUUUUGGUACAAAGAAGGCCAAGGCUGCUAUCACCAACUUGGAGAGAAACAGAGUUGAUGCUGAUAAGUUGAAGGACGUGGAACUAGACAUUGUGGACACUCUUAAUGAUGCUACCGCUGACUUGCCCACAAGACAAGAAAUGGAUACAGCUAUGAGCCAUGACCGUCCUACCCCAGCCUGUAACGUUGAUGCCACCAGAGUAGAAGACGUGUACAGGGUCUUCGAUAUAAUACCGAAGAAGGAAUGGGCAUUCCUUAGAACCCAAGGCAUAACUGAGGAACAUGACGAAAAGAAGAGAUUGGAAUUCAUGCCCUAUGGUAAGUCAUCAUACGUCACUAAGCAUUUAAAUCAAGUUCUUGCAUCAAAGAACACAGAAAAGUUACAGUUGUUGAUGUAUGCUUCUUUAUUAUUUGGUGUUUACGAAAACAGAAGAGUUAGAGAUAAGCAAUCAUUAAUGGAAGCUUUAGACAAUAAUGUUAGUGAAGUUUUAAUUGACGGUAUCUUGCAAAGAUUUGCGGUUGCUCGUGCUGGACAAUUUGGAAAAUCUAAAGAUCGGUCUUUUGUUAUUGAUCCUAGUCAUGAAGAUAAAUUACUUUGCUAUUUAUUAGCACUCAUUAUGCACAUUGAUAAUUUCAUGAUUGAAUUACCUCCAUUAGCUCACGAGUUGAAUAUGAAACCUGCUCGUUUGGUUGGGUUGUGUAAGGCAUUGGGUGCAACCAUCAAAAGUGCUACAGUUGCACAAGCAGAAGCAUUUGGUAUUCCUAAGGCUAACGCAUCAACAUACAAGGUUGCUACUUUGAAGGUUCCAUUCAAGUUACCUGAAAUGGCAAGACGAGGUAGAAAGGCUCGUUAA
This is a messenger RNA of Lizanozyma spartinae, 1254 nucleotides long. It is a transcript of the gene RPA49, whose product is annotated as DNA-directed RNA polymerase I subunit. Gene Ontology annotation, molecular function: DNA binding. The record is from RefSeq and is a predicted model, not a curated record. The coding region runs from base 1 to 1254 and encodes 417 amino acids. Gene Ontology annotation, biological process: transcription elongation by RNA polymerase I; nucleolar large rRNA transcription by RNA polymerase I; RNA polymerase I preinitiation complex assembly. The transcript has a single exon. Lineage: Eukaryota; Fungi; Ascomycota; Pichiomycetes; Serinales; Debaryomycetaceae. Gene Ontology annotation, cellular component: RNA polymerase I complex.